AUGGAGGCCCCACCUCCACCCCCGCCACUCGCCGUUGCCCCGACCAACCCCACGGCAGCUGUCUCCCCGGACUCCAUCGACUCCUCUCCUCGCUCUCGCCAGACCGACUCCUGGGAUGCUGAUCCUCCGCCGCCCCAAAGGCUCCGCCUCAUGUGCAGCUAUGGCGGCCACAUAGUUCCCCGCCCCCACGACAAGACCCUCUGCUACAUCGGCGGGGACACCCGCAUCAUCGUCAUCGACCGCCACACAUCCCUCGCCGACCUUCGCAGCCGCUUAUCCAAAACCCUCCUCCACAACCAGCCCUUCACCCUAAAGUACCAGCUCCCCAACGAGGACCUCGAUUCCUUAAUUUCCGUCACCACGGAUGAAGAUCUCGAGAACAUGGUGGAGGAGUACGACCGCCUCAACAAUCCCGCCGCCGCCUCGGGCGUGGCGAAAAGCGGCCGCCUCCGUCUAUUUCUGUUCCCCAAGACCUCCUCAAACAACAUCGAGCAGCUUCUGGUGGAGACGGCUUCGACCAAAUCGGAGGACUGGUUUUUUAACGCUCUCAACGGCAAGGCGAGUACUUUGUCCGCCGGCGCCAGUGACCGUGGCCUCUCGGAGUCUUCAUCCAUUAAUUGUCUCCUUGGAUUGGAUGACGAUUUAGUCGGGAAGACUGCGGUGGCGGCGAAGGAUGUCGAGGCCCAAAUCGAGGGUUCUAAAUCUGGCGGAAAUGGGAACAAUAACGUGAGUAAUCACGAUGUGAAUUCCGUCCCUGACUCUCCUAUGCUGGAAACGACGUCGUCGUUUGGGUCCACCUCGAGUACUCCGUCGGUGGCCAAUUUGCCGCCGAUUAGGGUUCACGUUGAGGAGAAUCCGAAGGUGGGAAUUGAGGAUCAGUUUCAGCAUAUGAAUUUGGGGGUUUCCGGCAACGUGGUGCCUCAAAAGCUGGAGGAAGCUGGAGGUUUUGUGGCGGCAGUGGGGCCGGUUGUUUCUGGGGUUCCGGUGGUUGUUGGCGGUGACUACCCUAAUCUCAAUCGGGUUAUCUCCGAUGAUGAAAGAUCGGAACAAGGUGGGUACAAAAAGACACAACAGGUUCAGCCACAAGGAUUACCACAGCUGCCCAUUCCUCAGUUCCAGCAGAGGCAACCUGUGGCCUUUGAUUUAGCUUCUCCAGAUUCAGUUUCAAGUGAAGGAAGUAUGGCAAACCCAUUGCAGAGGCAGAGACAAGCUGUGUAUCAAGAUUCAAUCUUGCAAUUACAAUCUGGAAAUACUAGGGUAGCUGUUAAUCAACCUGAUCCAAAUUCCGGGGAUCAAACUAAUGCUAAAAUUCAGAUGCAACCCCCCCUAGUCCAAGAAUCAUCGGGAUAUGUCUUACAUGGCCAGCAAUACGAACAAAAUCAUCCUCAGUUACAUCAGCCACAACAAUUCAUUCAUGCUGGUAGUCAAUAUAUUUCUGCGGGACCCGUUCCCAUUGCAUCUUAUUACCCCAUGUACCCUCCCCAGCAGCAAAAUCAUCUGCAUCAGCCUGCAAUGGAUCAGCAAUACCCGUUUUAUUUCAUUCAAGCUAGACAUACCCCAGGGUACAAUAUCCCAAUGCAGCAAGCAAAUUACAAUGAAUUAGCGCCAAAUGCUCCUUCAAGCCGACCCCAAACGCCUCCUUCAGCCACCCCCCUCGGGACUUUUAAUCAAGCUGUAAGCGCUCCUUCUAAGCCCGAAAUGGCUACAGGUGUUUAUCGGACAGCAAUGGGGUCAGGCCCACAAUUGAUACAGGUCCCGUCUAGCCAGCACCAGCCCCAAUACGUUGGGUUCAGUCAGAUUCAUCAUCCAUCCCAAUCGGUUGCACCCUCGGCGGCAGCUAAUUCGAGUUAUGCUUAUGAGCUAACCGAUCCUAAUCAUGCUCAGAUGUAUUAUAACCAGGCUUUGCCACCACAGGUGGCUGCUCACUAUCAGACCCUUACAUCAGCCCCUGCUGUGGUUGUACCGGAUACAUCCGGACAGGUACCUUCGGAGAAUAUCAAGCAGCAAGUGAGGAAUUUGCAGCAGUGA
Messenger RNA from Striga hermonthica, 2028 nucleotides. The record is from the annotation of a GenBank genome assembly. Lineage: Eukaryota; Viridiplantae; Streptophyta; Magnoliopsida; Lamiales; Orobanchaceae.